This is a messenger RNA of Rubroshorea leprosula, 999 nucleotides long. The record is from the annotation of a GenBank genome assembly. NCBI's taxonomy places the organism in Eukaryota, Viridiplantae, Streptophyta, Magnoliopsida, Malvales, Dipterocarpaceae.
UCAAUCCUCUAUCGAGUAUUGGAGCAAACGUUUUUUGUCCUUGUUACGGUUCCUUCCCUUCCCUUCCCUGAAUACUCCGAAAAUCAGACAUGGAAUCUCCGGCUGAAUUGAAAACAACAUCCACCUGCCACGUGGUGGCUCUGCCGUAUCCCGGCAGAGGGCACAUCAACCCCAUGAUGAACCUCUGCAGGCUACUGUGUUCCAAGAAACCCGAUAUCCUCAUAACCUUCGUAGUCACUGAAGAGUGGUACGGCUUCAUUGGCUCCGACAGCAAGCCGGCCAACGUCCGGUUCGUCACGAUUCCCAACGUAAUCCCAUCUGAACUUGUUCGAGCCAACGACUUUGUUGGAUUCCUCGAAGCUGUGAGCACCAAGAUGGAAGCCCCAUUUGAGCAGUUCCUCGAUCGGCUUCAGCUUCCGGUAACUGCCAUUUUGACUGACACCUACAUGGGUUGGGUAGUUCGCGUAGGGAAUCGGAGGAACAUUCCGGUGGGUUCCCUUUGGACUAUGUCGGCGUCGGUGCUGUCGGUUUUUCACCACUUCGAUCUCCUCGUGAAAAACCAGCAUUUUCCGGCAGACUUAUCAGAGCGUGGGGAUGAGAUUGUGGACUACAUUCCUGGACUUCCUUCCACCACUCUAGCAAAUUUGCCAACUUUUUUCCAUGGAAAGGGCAGUCAGAGCUUGCACCUAGCUUUAGAACCUGUUUCGUUGCUGCCCAAAUCACAAUAUCUUCUCUUCACUUCUGUCAACGAGCUUGAAUCUCGAGUUAUCGAUGUUUUCAAGGCAGAAUUUGAUUUCCCUAGAAAAAGCAUGAAUUUAGUCCAAUAUGAACGGCAAUACCAUUUACCAGUGGCAACAGUAUGAUAAAUUACCAUAUGGUAAGUCUAAAUGAUAAUAUGACAAUACCAUUUAGACCUGUGGUACGGUAUUGAUAUUGGAGGUCAUUACCAUUUUUACCAUAUGGUUAAAAACAGAUUUGAAAUCAAAGUUUCUCUCUCAA